AUGAGUUCAGAGCUAUGUUCUGAAGAUGUGGUUCAGCUUACUGGUGGCGGACGAGCAGGGGUGGUCGCGGGCGGAGUCGAGCUCGGGCGCCAGCUGUUGCUGGCGGCUCGCGCAGGAGACACAGCUCUCGUCUUGGAACUAAUGGCGGCCGGCGCGCCCUUCACCACAGACUGGCUGGGCACGUCGGCCCUGCACCUCGCCGCUGCCAACGACCACGCCGACACCUGCGCCGUGCUUCUGCGCGCCGGCGUGAGCCGAGACGCGCGCACUAAAGUGGAGCGCACGCCGCUGCACCUGGCCGCACACGCCGGCCACGAGCGUGUCGUGUCGCUGCUGCUGGCGCACGGCGCGCCGCCCGACUGCCGCGAUAUGCUACGCAUGACGCCGCUGCACUGGGCCGCCGCUCGAGGCCACGAGGGGGCGGCGCUCGCGCUGCUGCGAGCCGGCGCCGACUCGUCUCUGCGUUGCAAGUUUCGUCAGCGACCUAAGGACUUGGCGCUGCGCCGCGGACACCGGGCGCUCGUGGCGCUGCUUGCUCGCGCCGAGCUCGACGCCGCCACGGAUCAGUUGGUGCAAGAAAAGAAGCCAUCACCCGAAGUGACCAAGGAAACGCCUGGACCAGAAACGAAAUCACCAGCAAAAACACAAGAGGACAAGCCAUCCGGGACGGAGAUGAAAAAUAAGGAAAGUUUCACUCUAAGUGCGGCGGCGGCGCUGUUGCGGCGGCACGGAAUCACGCUGCUGCCCGCCGACACCGGUAGUACGCUGCUCACGGCACUGCAGAGCGGACGCACCGUCGGCCUGUCCGACGCGGGCAAGCUGCUGCUGAAGGAGAGCGGGGGCGCGAGGCCUCUCAAGAUAGUUCUAAACAGAAACAACCUCACGCGCCUCGUGGCCGUGGCGCCGCAGCGGCGGGAGUCGCGAGAGGAGGAGGCGGCGGGGUGCGGGGCGGGUUGCGGGGCGAGGAGGGAGCUGGCGGCGGUGAGGGCGGCGCUGGCGGCGCUCACGGACCAACUGGCCGCCGCCCAGCGCCGACUGGCCGCCUUAGAGGGCACGAAUCGGACCGCGGACUAA
Messenger RNA from Pieris macdunnoughi, 1074 nucleotides. Lineage: Eukaryota; Metazoa; Arthropoda; Insecta; Lepidoptera; Pieridae. The record is from the annotation of a GenBank genome assembly.